AUGAGCAAGGCUAAAGUCGGUAUCAAUGGCUUUGGCCGAAUCGGUCGUCUUGUUUUGCGUGCGGCUAUGUGCAAGGGUACAAUCGAUGUCGUAGCCGUUAAUGAUCCUUUCAUUGAAUUGAAAUACAUGGUUUAUAUGUUUAAGUAUGAUUCAACUCACGGACCAUUCACCGGAGACGUGUCAAUGAGCGAUGGGAAGCUCGUCAUCAAUGGACAUCGAAUUUCUGUUUAUAAGGAGCUUAACGCCGAAGCUAUUCCCUGGGACAAAGACGGUGCAUACUACGUUGUGGAAUCGACUGGUAUAAACACGACUGUGGACAAGGCCUCGGUUCACCUGAAAAAUAACAGAGCCAAAAAGGUUAUCAUUAGUGCUCCGUCGUCGGAUGCUCCCAUGUUUGUUUGUGGUGUCAACCUAGAAAAGUAUGAUCCAUCAAUGACCGUCGUUUCAAACGCCUCAUGCACAACGAACUGCCUAGCCCCUCUAGCUAAAGUAAUUCAUGAGAAUUUCGGAAUGGUUGAAGGCCUAAUGACAACAAUCCAUUCGUAUACUGCUACACAGAAAAUUGUUGAUGGACCAAAUGCAAAAGGCUGGCGUGAUGGAAGAGGUGCCGCCCAAAACAUAAUUCCUGCAGCGACUGGUGCAGCAAAGGCAGUUGGAAAGGUUAUCCCUGAAUUAAAUGGAAAAUUGACUGGAAUGGCCUUCCGAGUUCCCUGUCCGGAUGUUUCUGUAGUGGAUCUAACAUGCAAAUUGGCAAAACCGGCCACUUACGACCAAAUCAAAGAGGCUGUUAAGGCCGCAUCUCAAAGUCCUGGCCUAAAGGGAAUUCUUGCAUACACAGACGACGAAGUAGUGAGCAUGGACUUCCGAACCAGUACAGCCUCUUCCACAUUUGACGCAAAAGCCGGUCUUUCACUAAAUGACACUUUCUGCAAACUGAUCUCAUGGUACGAUAAUGAAUACGGUUACAGUUGCCGUGUGGUCGAUCUCAUAGUGCAUAUGUUCUCCAAGGACAACUAG
Messenger RNA from Dibothriocephalus latus, 1017 nucleotides. The record is from the annotation of a GenBank genome assembly. NCBI's taxonomy places the organism in Eukaryota, Metazoa, Platyhelminthes, Cestoda, Diphyllobothriidea, Diphyllobothriidae.